Molecule: messenger RNA, 489 nt
Organism: Dujonia railenensis
Lineage: Eukaryota; Fungi; Ascomycota; Pichiomycetes; Serinales; Debaryomycetaceae
Source: the annotation of a GenBank genome assembly
AUGUAUGCUGGAAGCAUCAAGUAUGGAUACUUUGGGGAAUAUGGAGAGAAUUUGGCCCGCAUUCGAGUUCAUAUUGCCAGUAGAAGAAGACCGGAUCCCACUUCAAUAGCCGGGGCCCGCCCUUCGCUGGUCCACAUGAGCUUAGCUUCUUCUUGGUUUCAAGGUGCACCUUUGGCUAUUUUCCUAUUUCUUCUGGCUUGGCUUCGUAUUUUUCCAUCUCGAUGCGUACUAAAAAAUUGCUGCAAUUUAUGGGAUGAGGUCCAUGUGACACGGCACGGUGUUAGUCGAAGCCGUCUGGAAUGCGCCAUAGUAGCCAAUCAUAUCGAGUUAUUUCAGCCCAUCUCAAGCAGACUGGGAGUGUGCAGCUAUUUAUUUACGUUUUCGAAGGUUUCUAGAUUCGAUACCACCGAGUCCAGUUGGCCUAGCAGCGCAUUUUAUACUACAAUCUACAAGUUCAAGCUGAUGAUGCCGACAGGUGAAGCAGUCUGA